Closterium sp. Naga37s-1 is the source of this 2139-nucleotide messenger RNA. The record is from the annotation of a GenBank genome assembly. NCBI's taxonomy places the organism in Eukaryota, Viridiplantae, Streptophyta, Zygnematophyceae, Desmidiales, Closteriaceae.
GUGCAUCUUACCCUUGUUGCCGGUGACGCUGACAUCAGCAAGGAGAGUACUGAGGUUCUCGCGCCGCCGUACAGACACGAGGAAGAGCAUGUUAGGGAAAUAAAACGGAUAGGAUCAGGGGGAAAUCAGGGAGUACUAGAGCUAGAGCAUGCCCCAAAUAUUGGAGUAGAACAGGCUAUUACAGGGAAUGGCCUGAUAGAGCACGGACCAGAGAGAGAAGCUGGGCGCGAGGCGUUUAAGUGGCAGGUAAGAUGGGGAGGAAGGGAGGGAUGGGUACAGCAAGGGCUGCGGUGGAGAGAAAAUAGGCAGGUGGAGGUGCUGGUAGAGGAGAAGAAAUUACAGAAAGGAGGAGGAGGAGAACGAGGAGAGGGAGAAAGUAAGAAAGGAAAGAAAGGAUUCGGAGGAGGGCAGAAGGAAGCGCGGAGACGAGGAAGGAAGAGACACAUAAUGCAACGUAGUUUGAGACUGGACACAGGGAGCCAUGCAGAGAGCCCUGCUCGGCGCUUGCUGUAUGAGCCUGAUGGUGCCUUGAGGUCACAGCACCACCGGUUGUUCAACUCGUGCUGGAGUGUGCAUGAAAGGCGCUACUACCAACCCCCAUCGUCUGCCAACACGCCAAUGACAGAGGAGCUGGCAGGGCGGCUGAAGGCGUAUGCAGAGAGGCAGGCGCGGUGCAUCAACGGUGUGAAGGACUGGCCUGCUUUCCUCUCCAAUCCCACGAAAGGGCUGAAAGACGGAGUGAAUGCAUCCUCCGUGCAGGAAUGCUCUUAUCUCUAUCAUCUCGACCCCGCCUACAGUGGUCUGGGCAACCAGCUGCUCUCCCUCGUCUCCUCAUUCACCUAUGCCCUCCUCACCAAUCGCACGCUCAUCAUUAAUCCGCACGCACAGGCAGCUCUCUUCCUCUGCGAUCCCUUCGCCCUCACCCCCACCCCCUCCACGUGGAUGCCCAUGGACUCGCCCACUUUCGCAGCUCAGCGCAAUGUAAUUACAAAGCAGUCUCCGAGCAGCAGCAGCAGCAGCAGCAGCAGCAGCAGCGCGGGGAGGGUCAACGUGGUCUACGUUGAGCUCAAAUUCACUGCAUCAGAGGCAGACCUAUCUUUCUUCUGUCCGCACCACCAGCAGUACCAACACGGCUCCCUCUCCUCCGUUCGAGUCCUCGGUCUGCUAACCGACGCUUACCUUCUCCCUGCUCUCUACCACACACCGCACUUACAAGCUGACCUGGAGCGCCUAUUCCCCGACCGCCUGCCUUUGAUGCACGUGGGGCGCUACCUGCUGCACCCCGCCAACUACCUCUGGGAGGAAAUCACCCGCGCCUUCCGAGCCUACCUCGCCCCGCACCAACACAGGGUCGGCAUCCAGAUCCGUGAGUUCCAGAAGUACGUACCAGCUGAUGAUGUGCUGCAGCGGGUGGUGGAUUGCAUGGUCAACGUGACUAAAGUGGUGGCCCCCAUUAUGGCACACGAGGACUGGGAGAAGCUGACGAAGCAGGUACCUCCCAGCAACACCUCCCUCCCGAGCCAAGUACUGGGAGAGCAGGAGCUGCUUCAGGGGCAAGGCCAGCAGCAAGGGGAGAAGAACGAGAUUGAAAACGGGGAGCAUGUGAAAGCAGACGAUGCCGUCAAGAAGACAGGCGAGAAGGGAGACGAGAAGAAAUUAGAAGAGACGAAGAUGUUGGGAAGCAAGGACGGGAAUGGUGAAGAGGCGGAGGUGGAGAGAUUAGCUGGUGGGGAGGGGAGGAGGAAAGGGGGGAGUGUGGGAGUGUUUGUGGCGUCACUGCGGGCAGCGUAUGGGGAGAUGUUGAGGGAGAUGAGCACAGAGGGGCGGCCAGAGGGCGGGCAGGAGAUUGCUGUCAGCAUGCUGAGCCACGAGGGAGCACAACAGCUGCGGGAGAAGAAGCAGGCAGAGAGGGCUUUGAGGGAGAUGUGGCUGCUCUCCAUGUGUGACACGCUACUAAUCACAGACACAUCCACAUUCGGCUACAUAGCAGCAGGGCUGGCGGGCGUUCGACCCUACUCUCUCAACAUCGUUACCUGCUACCACAGCAACUGGCGCAAGAAGAACCGAGCCUCCUGCUCCCGAACCUCCCCCGAGCCUUGCUACCUCUCGAUAUUUGAUGCCAAGUCAAGACAUAUUCAG